UAAAGAUUUGGGGCUGUGUUUUCGGCAGUCUAUAAAAGAGACAGCCAGCUGCCGAACUACUUCAGUUUGCUCAUCUACAAAGCGAAGACAACUAACUUUUAUCGAAAUGAAUUUCUCCUGGCUCGCAGUCUUCAUUCUGGCCAUCAUUGCUGUGGCUGUUUCGGCCAAGCCCCAAUGCCCCACACCAUUCAAGAAUGAGGGCAACAAGUGCAUAACUAGCCGUACCAUCCGCGGCGAAUGCCCACACAAUUCCGAAUACAAAGCCAGUAUCAACAAGUGUGUCUACAAGUCCUAAACAAAAUGAAGUAACAUCUAAUCUGGCAAAAUCGAAUAAAAAUAAACUAAGAGAAACUUA
Messenger RNA from Drosophila miranda, 355 nucleotides. RefSeq lists its product as uncharacterized. The transcript has 2 exons. Bases 107 to 295 code for a protein of 62 amino acids. The record is from RefSeq and is a predicted model, not a curated record. NCBI's taxonomy places the organism in Eukaryota, Metazoa, Arthropoda, Insecta, Diptera, Drosophilidae.